AUGGGACUUGUAUUACGCUGGGCCUUUUGGCUCUUUGUGUACCUAGCAAACAGCCAGAGUUCCAGUUUUGCCAUCUCCUCUGGAGGAAGGGACGUCAAAUUCUCUGUCUUUAGCAGAGACCUAACCGGCUCUAACAGUUUGUCCUGCUCCUCCCUGUUUCUCUUCAGGGCAAACCUGGUAGAUCUUCAGAAGAAGCUGGAAGAAUUGGAAUUGGAUGAGCAGCAAAAGAAGAGGCUAGAGGCUUUCCUCACCCAGAAAGCCAAGGUUGGGGAGCUGAAGGAUGACGACUUUGAGAGGAUCUCCGAGCUGGGAGCUGGCAACGGUGGGGUGGUCACCAAAGUACAGCACAAACCCUCAGGACUCAUUAUGGCACGAAAGCUGAUUCAUUUAGAAAUUAAACCCGCCAUUCGUAAUCAAAUUAUCCGAGAGCUGCAGGUCCUGCACGAGUGUAACUCUCCGUACAUUGUGGGUUUCUAUGGAGCGUUCUACAGCGAUGGGGAGAUCAGCAUCUGCAUGGAGCAUAUGGACGGAGGCUCUCUGGAUCAAGUGUUGAAAGAAGCCAAAAGAAUUCCUGAGGAGAUCUUGGGGAAAGUCAGCAUAGCGGUUCUGCGAGGUUUGGCCUAUCUAAGAGAGAAGCAUCAGAUCAUGCACAGAGAUGUGAAACCUUCUAAUAUCCUGGUCAAUUCCCGGGGAGAGAUAAAGCUAUGUGACUUUGGGGUUAGCGGUCAGCUCAUUGACUCCAUGGCAAACUCCUUUGUGGGGACUCGAUCCUACAUGUCUCCUGAGCGGUUGCAGGGCACUCAUUACUCAGUUCAAUCCGACAUCUGGAGCAUGGGUCUCUCCCUGGUGGAGCUGUCUAUCGGAAGGUACCCAAUCCCCCCACCAGACUCCAAGGAACUGGAAGCGAUAUUUGGCCGUCCCAUGGUCGAUGGGGCAGAGGGAGAACCUCACAGCAUCUCACCGCGGCCCAGACCCCCAGGGCGCCCUGUCAGUGGCCAUGGAAUGGACAGUCGGCCUGCGAUGGCCAUCUUCGAACUGCUGGACUAUAUUGUUAAUGAGCCUCCUCCUAAGCUGCCGAAUGGAGUUUUCACACAAGACUUCCAGGAGUUUGUAAAUAAAUGCUUAAUUAAAAAUCCAGCAGAACGGGCAGAUCUGAAGAUGCUGAUGAAUCACGCCUUUAUCAAGCGCUCUGAAGUGGAAGAGGUGGAUUUUGCAGGCUGGCUAUGUAAAACGCUGCGGUUAAACCAGCCCAGCACCCCCACCCGCACCGCCAUGUGACGGCAAAGCAAACUGCCUUGUGUCCACACAUCUGCCUGUCUGCCACCGUUUCCUGCCCUUCAGUAGAAGACAGAACCGCCCUCCUUCCCCCCCUAUCCUCUUCCCAAAACGGCGAAGCACCAUCAUUUUGGGAAAUACCCAUCAUCCAACAAACUAGCAGAAACGGGCUUGCUUUCUUUGUUUUGUUUUUUCAUGCCUGCGUUCAAGCGCGGCUCAGUCUUUGAAGUUUCUGACAUUUGGGAAAUGUGCUGCUGCUUAUAUUGUCUCUUUUGAAACCUGUUCCCUUGGGUUAAAAAAAAGAUGGUGUGUGCGCGGGGGGGCGGGGAAGAUCAUGUGCUUUGUACACUUCCUUUUGGUGUGGGCUUGAAAAUGGCUAGUGUCGAAAGUUGUAGCACUGGACACCGAGAAACCUAUCGUUGCGGAAUGGCGGGGGUGAGGGCAGGGACAGUUGCCAGAUGGUACAGCUCUUGCAUAUGUGUUGGCAGAGAGCAAGAAGGGGAAGUGAAGGUGUUGAGACUAGUAGCUUCCUCGAGCUUGCUUGGGGAAAUUAGCAGGGGUACUGCAAGAACAAAGGGAUGGUUCUUGGGUAAUAUUUUUAGCCUCGUUGGGGAAAGAGGAGUGGCACUAAAUUCUCUCCCACGUUUCCUUAACAGGGAAGCCUUUCUUAGCUUCCCUUGUCCUGUUCCUCUUUGUGUCCUGCCAGGGCUCUGUCCUAACCCAGAAGAUGGAGAAAGGACUGACUAGGGAAUCCUGUUUUUCUUCAUGUAGCUUUGAGGUCCUUUUGCAUUACUGUGUGUUGGAAAGUUGAUUUCUAGUAGCCCAACUUUCUUCCCUGCUGAUCUUCUUCCAGAUGUAGCGAGGAAAAGUUUCUGCUUUUAAAACGUGGGGUUUUCGAGUAUAUUUCAGGCACGCGCUGCGUGUUCGGUGAUCGUCUUGGGCUACUAAAUUGCCACUUUGGGCGAUUAGCCUGCUAAGAAAGGGAAAGGAACCUGAGCCAAUUAAUAACAGACUGCAGGGCAAUAC
Emys orbicularis (European pond turtle) is the source of this 2301-nucleotide messenger RNA. RefSeq names its product mitogen-activated protein kinase kinase 2 (gene MAP2K2). The coding region runs from base 1 to 1278 and encodes 425 amino acids. The transcript is spliced from 10 exons. Gene Ontology annotation, molecular function: ATP binding; protein kinase activity. The record is from RefSeq and is a predicted model, not a curated record. NCBI's taxonomy places the organism in Eukaryota, Metazoa, Chordata, Testudines, Emydidae. Gene Ontology annotation, biological process: protein phosphorylation.